Molecule: messenger RNA, 4659 nt
Organism: Linum trigynum
Lineage: Eukaryota; Viridiplantae; Streptophyta; Magnoliopsida; Malpighiales; Linaceae
Source: the annotation of a GenBank genome assembly
AUACAAUUUUUACUCUUUAUAAUAAUUAAUUUAAUCUUAAUAUUUGUGGUGUUCGAAAUAUCUUAUGUAUGAUUUAGAGAUAUACUUAUUAUUUGUGGCAUCAGUGGUAGUUGGUUCAAAUGUAGUAUUUUAUCAUGCAGUCAAAAUCCAAUACUAUGUGCAUUUAUGAUUGUUUUUUAUCUUGGUGUUGCGAAUAGGUACCUUUGGACCAACCUAUGACCGAACAAAAAUGGGUUAAAAACUUAAUUAUUAGAAUGCAUGUAACUAUACGCAGGCACAUAAUCGAGCUAGCAUGACACAGUUAGAGCAUACCAUGAAGAUAAUGUAUAUGGAUCGACCCUAUACAAGUAUGAAUGCUUCAUGGGUCGUACCUGACUUAAAAUUCAAGCACUCGCGCACAAGUGCGAGCACCACAUAGUCUAUAUUGCUACACUCAUGUUUUAUGGAGAAAUGCGCCAUUUGAGAGGAAUAAGCGGUCAUUUGUUCGCCAGGUUUCAGGUCCUCUGAUUCACACUAUCGAUUGUGAGUGGAGAAGAAGCAUUUCGAUCGCAAAAUUGGAUAAGUAAUUGGGAUGUUUCUUGGUUUCUCUCAAUUCCAGGCGGUGGGAAGAAAGAGGAAGGAAAGGGGGAGAGUGGUGGGAUACAAAGCUCAGAGAGAGAGAGAUGGAAGAACAAAUGGAAAAUCAAAGAGGAUUAUCGAGGACCCGUUGGGCAAGUGUAGCCAUCACUGUCUCAUCCAGCCUAAUCCACACCUCUGUACAUAUGACCUCGAGGAUCUAAGCCCUUGAGAAUGAUUAACUUAGCAGUGGAAGGGUAAUAUCUGCUGGCAUCUUAAAGCAAACCCGUCCUUCGCCGCUGGAGCUUCGCCAACUAGAGAAGGAGUUCGCCGGAUCAAACUUCUCUCCCUCUGCUAGAGGAAGAAGAGGCGGACUGUAGCAGCUUCAUUCGAUGGGGAGGUCGAGUUUGGGGGAGGCUGGGAGAAGAACGAUGGGAGCUGGGGUUAGCAAAACGACGUCGUUGGUCUAAGUGAACAAAAGGAGAGAAAAAUCUGACCGAGGGAUUCGAACGCUGGGCUCAUUAAAAGGAAUGGGGCAUAACCCAAUGGCGAUGCGGGGAAAUCCGUCUCUCAUUUUCCAGCAAAUGAUGUUUUAUUGUUUUCGCCCAACUGCCUCUUUUGUUCCCCAUGAGUUUUUCCAUCUAUAAUGAAAUUGCAAGUGAACACAUUUCUUACAAUUUGUUUUUUUAUUUUUGUUGUCACACUAGAAAACAGAAAACAAAAUGGCAAGUGAACGAAGCAUAAGAGAGAGUGAGAGGACAUAUUUAAACGAGGGGGAAAAUGAGGUAGUAUGAAAUAAUUGCCCUCCGACUCUGUUUAGUGGGCAUUCUUGGCCUUGUUGAGUUUUGUUUUAUUUUAGGAGAUGACAUUAUAUUUGUUAGAUUUUUUCCAUUUCAAUUACGGGGUCGUUUGAAAGUUGCGAUUGUUUUGUUGAGAUUGAAAGUUUGAAUUGAAAGAUCGUACAUACUGGCAGUUCAACCAUAAAAUUUCACACCAUAGGCUAAAUCGAUAGGUGAUAUUUAGCAAUAUGAAACUGUUGAACCACAGUUAAAUUAUGCUUUCAGUAUAAAAUACUCUGCUACCAAAUUUUUUGAUACUAUUAUAAUCAUUUGGUUCAAACAAUUCUUUUACACUGGUGGAAACAAAAGUUUUAAGACACAUUUUGAACUAUCUAUUGCACAAAAGCAUAAGUCAGUUAGCGAUAAUGAGAAUAUACGAUCUCAUUCAACCCAAAAGACACUUUGCAACUUCUAUAUUUUUAAAAUAAAUGUAUGUUACUUAUACCCUUGCUCAUUCAUCAACUUAAUGAGUAUUAUAUAUUUCAUGUAAUAUGAUUUUCAUAGGUUUUUAUUUAUUGAAUUGUUUAAUGAAAAAAAUAUUUGUUGCAUGAAAAUUACUACAUUCUUGUUAGACAUGUCUGCGAUAUGAGAAUAAUUUUGGAAAUCCAUACACAAUACAUUGUAAAACCAACUAUUAGCGACAAUUUAGCAUCAUGUCCUGUAUAUUUCAAAUCAAGCAACUUCAAAUUCAUUACAAAUGGUGUGGUAAAAAAUAAUGCUCUCUAUUGGGAAAAACUUCAAGGACAUACUAAACUCUAUGAGAGACAUUUUCUUUCAUCUUAAAGGUUAAUUAUGUAUGUAUUAUGAGAAACAAAUCUAAUAUUCAACUAUAUGGAUUAAUUAAGUAAUGGAUGAAAAUUAGUUACAUUUAUUUCCUUUUUCAUUCAAUAAUUAUAAUUAAUGCUUAUAUUAUAUUUUUCUAGGAAGAAGUUUAAAGAUUGGAAAAAUAGAACUAUGUCACAAGCUGGGAAAGAGAUUCUGAUUAAAGCCGUGACACAAGCUCAAUUCCUAUAUCCUAUGUCAGUUUUUCUUCUCCCUAAUGGGAUUAUCCAGGAAAUUCAAGGUUUGAUGGCUAAUUUUUGGUGGGGUCAAAAGGGGAAAGAAACUAAAAUCAAAUGGAUAUCUUGGGAUGAACUCUGUGAUGGGAAGGAGGAGGGAGGCAUGGGUUUUCGUGACCUGAAGGCAUUCAAUUUGGCUAUGUUGGGGAAACAUGUUUGGAAUUUGAGAUCGAGGCCUCAAUCCCUUAUGCUAAAGUGCUAAAAGCUCGGUAUUUCCCAAAGAAUAAUAUUUUUGGAGCUAAGUUGGGAUAUCGCCCUAGCUACAUAUGGAAGAGUAUCUUGACAGCUAAGGAGUCUAUAAUGGAUGGCUUUAGAUGGAAGGUGGGAAACGGGAAGUUAAUAAGGAUCUGGGAUGAUGAAUGGAUCCCUGGAAAAUCUUUUUUCUAUCCAGAUCCUGUGCCAGCUAAUGAGUUCCCGGAUGAUUUGGUUAGCUCGAUUAUCGAUCAACAACAGGGGACAUGGGAUAGUGAGAAAGUUGAGAGAUUAUUCUCUGCUCAAUACCGGGUGUUGAUUUCUAAGAUUCCUCUAAGUUCACCUCCAAAAGAGGAUUCUCGGAUUUGGAAGGACUCUGUUUCGGGUUCCUAUACUGUAAAAUCAGCCUAUUUCUGGAUUCGUAACAAGCAGCAAAGCAAGAUCGAUCUUUCUCACGGCUCUGGGGAGGAUAAUUCUGAGUUCUGGCAAAAUCUAUGGAGUCCUCCCACCCAACCUAAAGUGAAAAAUUUUCUCUGGAAACUCUGUAAGAACAUCUUACCAGUUGGGGCAAACGUGACUGAUUGGGUUGAAACGGCUGGAGAUGAAUGUACAUUCUGUAAUCUUAAAGAAACCCAGAUGCAUGCGCUCCGGGACUGUGCUUGGAUCAGGCGUCGAUGGCAGGGCUGUGAAGUGGAAAACGUCUAUAAAUUAGGGGAAAAUCGAACUCCAAUUGCAUGGAUGAAAGAGGUUUGGAGGGUGUGCAGUAUUGAACAAAUCCAGAAAUUUACCUCGAUCCUCUGGUUCCUCUGGAAAGAGAGGUGUAAUCAGAAAUACAACAACCAUAAGCUUGAGGAAGGCGAUAUCAUUCCCCGGGCGAUGUCCUGGAUCGACUCUUAUCUCGCAGCCCAAGUUUCUUCGCUCGGAUCUACAGUUUCUGGGGCCACGCUAAGCGACUCCCGGAUUCAUCAAUGGAGUCCUCCCCCGGUCGGCUUUGUUAAGCUUAACUCUGAUGCUGGGGUUUUCCAAAAUGGGGGAGUGGGUUUUGGCUGUGUGCUUAGAGAUUGGAGGGGAGCUUUCGUUGGAGCUACUAUGAAGAAGGAGAAGGGAUCUUGCAGUCCAAUUGAGGCUGAGGCUAGGGCGUUGGUGAUAGGACUGGUGGAAGCAAAUCGGAGGAAUUUGAGCCCCUUAAUAGUUGAAUCAGACUGUCAAGUGCUCAUCAACAAGCUGAGGAGGAGGGAGGAGGAUUUCACCGAGUUGGGAAGUUGGUGCGAUGAAAUCUUGAGGUUGGCGAAGGUGAAUGAAGGAUUGUCGGGUUCUCAAGUGAUUUGGUCGUUUGCGGGUAGAAAGAAGAACAGGGUUGCUCACUGGUUGGCCCACUCGGGGUCGGUUUGGGACAGACAAGUGGUUUGGACCGAAAAUCCCCCACUCUCUUUGCUUGUUCUGUUGGAAGAAGAUUUGGGCCGUGGCCCAUGUAAUAGAGGUUAAGUUUGAAUCGAAUACAGGUUCCCAUAAAAAAAUAUAUAUUUUUCUCUUUUCAUGAAGGUCUAAACACAAUAUGCAUAGUUGGAUCACUUUCAAAAAUAUUAUGUGCAUAACUAAGUUAGAAAACAAUCAUUUUGUGCAUUUCAAAUCUUCUAUUAUAUAUCAUAUUUCUCGACAAAAAUUUUCCGACCAACGGGCCAGGUCCUGUGCUAGUAUAUUUAUAGAUUAGGCUUUUAAUUUUUUGGUAGUGUGUAAGGAUGGCAAUCAAACCCAUGGUCGCGGGUAUCCGACCGUCCCCGACUCAAUCAUUGCGGGGAUCCCGGCAUUGACUGGGUAAUGGGAGGGUAUGGGUAAAACCCGCAAAACGUUUGAUGGGUAUGGGGCGGGUAUGGUUUUAGCCUCCCCCGCCCCAUACCCAUACCCACACCCACCCCACUAAGAACAUUUCUUCACAUAUAACAAAUAUAUGAAUAAAAUUGUGAUAUAUGAAUGAUAGUGAGGGUACCUCAAAAAAAUAAAUAUUAGAAAUGUAA